This is a messenger RNA of Acipenser ruthenus (sterlet), 10708 nucleotides long. RefSeq names its product kinesin-like protein KIF13B. Gene Ontology annotation, biological process: regulation of protein localization; microtubule-based movement. Gene Ontology annotation, molecular function: ATP binding; cell adhesion molecule binding; microtubule motor activity. NCBI's taxonomy places the organism in Eukaryota, Metazoa, Chordata, Actinopteri, Acipenseriformes, Acipenseridae. The transcript has 40 exons. The record is from RefSeq and is a predicted model, not a curated record. Gene Ontology annotation, cellular component: adherens junction. Bases 944 to 6586 code for a protein of 1880 amino acids.
CCUGAAUCUUCUAUUGACCUUCUCUGCCGGAAGAGGCGGGCGUGGUUACUCCCAGUUAAAGAUGGCUGCUGUGAUGGAAAAGUUCAGGAAAUAAAACAGGUGGAAGUUCUGUAUCUAGAUAGGCGUUAAAGCAAACUUGAAUAUUGAGUAUUUGUAAAUAUUCUUUUUUUUUUACUCAGGAAUAAACAGAGGCCUUAUAUAAGAAGAUAGGAAACUGAGAUACGUUUUAUUUGUUUUUUUUUUUUUUUUUAGUUCAGGUACAGAUUUGAUUAAAAAAAAUAUCCAAGGAGGAGGAUCACACUUUUGUUAGGUUUGAUUUCUUUAUAAAAUCUUUUAUUGAAAUGUGUUUUUAGUACUUUAAACUGACAACUUUAUAUAGCGGAACGAUUUCACUGUCGAUGUUUUUAGUGCAGGCAGGAGUUGUGUUCAAGACAAAUAUUUAACAAAUAAAUACUUCCUUUUCGAAAUAUAUAAAUAAAUAUAUGAAAAGCUAUUCUACCACCACUAGAAGAAGAUAACAUAUUGGGGAAGUGUUUUCUUUUCACGGACAAAAGCUAAACUGGAGCAUAAAAAGUUGUGAUAGAUAUUAUUGUACCUGCUGCAGUUUCAAAUAUUUUAGCCCUGGAUUUUUAUUUAUUAAAAAACAAACAAAAAAAAAUCAACUCCAGCCUCUCAUUCCAAGGACUUUUGCAAACGACGCUUUUCUGAAAAGCCGUCAACAAAGAAAAACUCCCUACAAAGAGGGCCAAGGACAACAAUAAAAUACAGUGAACUUUCUUCUGCAUCAGAAACAUACUGAGAACGAAACGAAUUUAAAUCAAAUAAUACCUUGGAAAAAAAACAAAUAAAACAACGAAGCGCAUAGCUUUGGACAAUAACAAUAUCCACAUACUUUUUGCCAGAAAAGGAUAUCAUUUUAAAAAUAGUACCCCAAGAAGUCAACAUGAGCGAGUCCAACGUGAAGGUGGCUGUUCGUGUUCGUCCUAUGAACAGAAGAGAAAAAGACCUAAAAACAAAAUGUGUGAUAGAGAUGGAGGGGAACCAGACCAUUCUGCACCCUGCAAACACAAAUCUCAGCAAGGGAGAUAACAGGAGCCAGCUGAAGGUGUUUGCCUAUGACCACUGCUUCUGGUCAAUGGAUGAGUCUGAGACAGAUACAUUUGCAGGUCAAGAAGUGGUUUUCCAGUGCCUUGGUGAGAGUUUGCUACAGAAUGCCUUUCAGGGAUACAAUGCCUGCAUCUUUGCCUAUGGCCAAACAGGUUCAGGGAAGUCCUAUACAAUGAUGGGUUCAGUGGACCAGCCAGGCCUGAUCCCACGACUCUGCAGUUCACUUUUUGACAGAACUCUGCAUGAACAAAGGGAGGAGGAGAGCUUCACUGUAGAGGUGUCCUUUAUGGAAAUCUACAAUGAGAAGGUCCGAGAUCUCCUUGAUCCCAAAGGGGGCCGCCAUUCUCUGAAAGUGAGGGAGCACAAGGUUCUGGGUCCCUAUGUGGAUGGUCUCUCUCGGCUUGCAGUGGCAUGUUUUAAGGAUAUUGAGUCCCUGAUGUCGGAGGGGAACAAAUCUCGCACAGUGGCCGCUACCAACAUGAAUGAGGAGAGCAGCCGCUCACAUGCUGUCUUCAACAUCAUCCUCACACACACUCUGUGUGACUUGCAGUCAGGGACAGUAGGUGAGAAGGUGAGCAAGCUGAGCUUGGUGGAUCUGGCCGGUAGUGAGCGGGCAGCCAAAACUGGGGCUGCUGGAGAGAGACUGAAAGAAGGGAGCAAUAUUAAUAAGUCCUUGAGCACACUAGGGUUGGUUAUCUCUGCUCUUGCUGAGCAAUCUUCUGGGAAGAACAAGAACAAGUUUGUUCCUUACAGAGACUCUGUGCUUACUUGGCUACUCAAGGACAGCCUUGGUGGCAACAGCAGGACAGCGAUGGUGGCAACAGUUAGCCCAGCUGCUGAUAACUAUGAUGAAACACUGUCUACUUUACGGUAUGCAGACAGAGCCAAAAGCAUAGUCAACCACGCUGUGGUAAAUGAGGACCCCAAUGCCAGGAUCACCCGACAGCUGCGUGAGGAAGUGGAGAAACUGCGCGAGCAACUCACAGAGGCUGAGUCAAUGAAAGCUCCAGAACUGAAAGAUCGUCUAGAGGAGUCUGAGAAGCUAAUCCAGGAGAUGAUGGUAACCUGGGAGGAGAAACUACGCAAAACAGAGUCUAUUGCACAGGAGCGUCAAAAGCAGCUGGAAAGCCUGGGAAUCUCCUUGCAGUCCUCGGGUAUCCGUGUUGGAGAGGACAAGUGCUUCCUGGUCAAUCUAAAUGCUGAUCCAGCCCUCAAUGAGCUCCUAGUCUACUACUUGAAAGAUAACACAUUAGUCGGAUCUGCUGAUUCCCAGGAUAUUCAACUCUGUGGGAUGGGAAUCCAGGCUGAACACUGUGUUAUAGACAUUACUUCGGAAGGGCUGGUCAUCCUUUCGCCACACAGCAACUCAAGAACCUGUGUGAAUGGAUCGCCAGUGACCAGUCCAGUGCAACUCCAUCAUGGAGAUCGGAUUCUAUGGGGGAAUAACCACUUUUUCAGGAUUAACCUCCCAAAGCGUAGACGGAGAGAAGAUGAAGAGGGCAUGAUGAAGAGCAGCAGUGAGCAGUUAGACAGGGAUGGGGACACUAACAGCGAGGUCUCUAGCGAGGUCAGCUUCAGCUACGAGUUUGCACAGACAGAGGUCAUGAUGAAAGCUCUGGGCAACAAUGACCCAAUGCAGUCGAUUCUUCAGAGCCUGGAACGGCAACACGAAGAGGAGAAGCGCUCUGCUCUUGAGAGGCAGCGAGUGAUGUACGAGCAGGAGCUGGAGCAGCUGAGGAGACGCCUCUCCCCUGACAAGCAUCAGCAUUACCGCAGCAUGGAGCGCCUCUCCACAUCCUCUCCCAAUGCACAGCAGAGACUCCGCCAAUGGAGUGAGGAGAGAGAGGCCAUGCUGACACGCAGCCUGCGUAAGCUGAGGGAGCAGAUUGUGAGAGCAAACCUGUUGGUUCAGGAGGCCAGCUUCAUUGCAGAGGAGUUGGAAAAGAAAACUGAGUAUCGUGUCACCUUGCAGAUACCUGCAGCCAAUCUCAAUGCCAACAGGAAGCGUGAUGCAGUGCUGAGUGAACCAGCCGUGCAGGUGCGCAGGAAGGGGAAGGGGAAGCAGAUCUGGGCUCUGGAGAAAAUGGAGAAUCGCCUGGUGGACAUGCGAGAUCUCUACCAAGAGUGGAAGGACUACGACGAGGAUAAUCCUGUGAUGCGUUCCUACUUCAAGCGAGCAGACCCUUUCUUUGAUGAACAGGAGAACCACAGCCUUAUUGGAGUGGCUAAUGUGUUCCUUUCGUGCCUCUUCUGUGAUGUUAAGCUGCAGUAUGCAGUGCCCAUAAUCAACCAAAAAGGAGAGGUGGCAGGGAGGUUGCACGUGGAGCUGUUCCGAGUCAGUGGGGAUCUCCAGGAAAGGGUGGCUGGAGGAGACGAUGGCUUGGAGAAUUGCAGUGAGGGUGAACCACAGGAGCACAAGCUUGUAUGCAUGAUUAGGAUCCUUCAAGCCACAGGCCUGCCGCAGUACUUGUCUAAUUUCGUGUUUUGUCAGUACUCAAUCUGGGACGAGUCCGAACCAGUAAUGGUGGCCCCAGAGGUGGACCCCUCUGCAUCGUCCCCAACCAGUAAAGAUCCACACUGUAUGGUUGUCUUUGACUACUGCAAGGAGUUUGCUGUCACUGUAACAGAAGACGUCAUUGAGUACCUGACUGAGGGUGCUCUGGCCAUUGAGGUGUAUGGACACAAGCACACAGACCCACAGAGAAGCCCUGCACUCUGGGACCUGGGCAUCAUCCAGGCCAAGACACGUACCCUCCGGGACAGGUGGAGCGAGGUUACUCGUAAAGUGGAAUUGUGGGUCCAAAUCCUGGAGUUGAAUGAGAAUGGAGACUACAAUCCCGUUGAGGUUGUUCCUGCACCGGAUGUUCACACCGGGGGAAUCUUUCAACUCCGACAGGGUCAAUCGCGGAGGAUCCUGGUAGAAGUGCGAUCAGUGCAGGACUCUGGCACCAUGCCUCUCAUCGCUGAAUCAGUCCUUGGUAUUGCUGUGGGCUGUGUUGAGAUUCGUCAGGCUCGGCCUGCCAAGUCACAUAAUUCUCAUCAGGUGGUAGAUGAUGAAAUGGAUAGUUAUCAGGACAGGGAUCUGGAGAGGCUGAGGCGGCAGUGGCUCACUGCACUAACAAAACAGCAAGAAUAUCUGGAUCAGAAUUUGCAGAAACUAGCCAGCAAGCCAGAUAUGUCUGAGGAUGAUGCAGACCGGGAAUCCCAGCUUUUGGAGCGCCGACUGACACUGACGGAGGAGAGGAAUGCAGUGAUGGUGCCGUCCGCAGGCAGUGGCAUACCUGGAGCUCCCGCAGAGUGGAUUCCAUCGCCUGGAAUGGAAACACACAUUCCUGUUCUCUUUCUUGACCUGAGUGAGGAUGAUUUCAGCUCACAGGAUAACCUGGACGAGCCUGAGGCAGGCGGCUGGGAUGCCACAUUAACUGGCGAGGAUGAAGACGAAUUCUUUGAGCUGCAGAUUGUUAAACAUGAUGGAGAGGUGAAGUCCGAGGCCUCCUGGGACUCGACAGUCCAUGACUGCCCCCAGCUGAGCCGCGGAUCACCCCCAGACCAGCGAGUCUACUUGAUAGUGAAGGCAGUGGUGCAGCUCAGUCAUCCUGCCGAAAUGCAACUGGUUCUGCGCAAGCGCAUCUGUGUAAAUGUCAGCGGCCGACAGGGUUUUGCCCAGAGUUUCCUGCGAAGAAUGUCUCAUCGAAGUACCAUUCCAGGCAGCGGAGUCACCUUUGAAAUUGUCUCUAACAUCCCUGGGGAUACCCAUGGCUCGGAGGACUGCGAGAUGCUGGCUCGACUAGCAGCGAACGUGAAGAACGCAGAGUCUGCUGACACAGAAGUCGCGAUUGAGAAGUACUUGCGCAGUGUGCUCGCUGUGGAAAAUAUUCUAACACUGGAUCGGCUGCGUCAGGAAGUUGCUGUAAAGGAGCACCUGGCUGGCAAAGGGAAGGGAAACAGACGUAGCCUCAGCUCUCCAAAUGUGCAUAGGCUGUCUGGAAGUCACCAUGAUCUGUCACCAAACUACCAUCUGGAAGAUAACAAGGGUCGUUGGGAGAGUCAGCAAGACAUCUCGUUUGGCUCACCACAGUUCAGCCGUACACACACUGCAGUGAAACGUGCCUCUUUCACUGGGAAUGCAGAGCAGGAAGCAGGUAUGUCUGGACUGGCUGCCUCUUACCUCUGUCCAGGAAAGUCCCUGGUUCCUCAGAUGCCCAAGCUGCUGAAGUCCCUUUUCCCAGUGCGAGAUGAGAAGAAAGAGUUGAGGCCGUCUCCCCUUGCCCAUCAGCCAGUGCCUCUUAUCAUGGUGCAGUCUGCGAGCAUGGAUGAGAGUCCUUCUCAAACCAGACAGGUGCCUAAAGAAGAGAAUGUCUCCCUUAUGGGAUCUGUUUCAUUAUUGGAGAGAGAAUUGAAAAACCCCAAAGUGCUUGCGCCUAAAGUGACCCCUGAUUUACUGGAAUGGCUCCCCAGCCCAAUGAGUGAGGCAUCCAGCGGUUACAUCUCCCACAGCGUUUCUACAGCAACACUCUCUGAUGCCUUUGCAGCAGAUGGUGACCUCACAAGUCCCAUAACCAAUCAGGUUCCUGUCAAGAGCAUCAGCACAACAAUUCAAGCAAGUCUAGAUAGUGAAACUACAGCCCUGACAACAAGUCAAAAGGAGGCUGUUCUGAGCAUAGACACUGAACAGAAAAUGGAGACACCCAUGGAAAAGCAGCCUGAAGUACAAAGAAAUAGUUUUACCCAAACUGAAAGUUUGGACCCUGUCUUCUCCAGCCACAAAGCUGAAAGCACAGAAGCACGGAAUUCAGACACUGAGACGAAACAAGAUAAAGUCCAACUUAAAUCAACAGGAACCAACCCCUUUAAGAUCCAGAAAGUGAAGACAUCAGACCUAAAAUCUUUUGCCCGCAUUCUUGGUAAUGAGGACACACCCCUUGAACCACCAACAGAAGGGAAGCAUGGGCAAGCUAGAGGAGCCAAAAUGUCUAGAGAGGCAGAGGGUGAAGCUACUCCUGCAUCAGGAGCAGAAUAUCUGCAAGUUGGAAGUGACAAGCCAGAGUGUAGACAAGUAGACAAGCUGGCAAUCACCUCUAACUCAGAAGAAGCAAGUGAGUGUGUCCCUAAUUGGCUGAAAGAGGGCGAGUAUGUGACAGUGGGGACCAAUAAAAGUGGUACUGUGCGGUAUGUGGGGCACACUGAUUUCGCAGACGGCAUUUGGGUUGGAGUCGAGCUAGACGUUCCUGCAGGUAAGAAUGACGGCUCGGUUGGCGGCAAGCAGUACUUCCGGUGCAAUGCAGGGUAUGGAGUGCUGGUGAGGCCAGACAGGGUGUGCCGAGCAAGCGGCACUGCCAAGCGCCGCAGCAACUUGUCAGGCUCCAAUCCUAACUUGUCUGCCCUAUCUGCCUUGGCUAAGGGGGAUGUGGGUGUGGGGCUGAGGGGUGGAGAACGACACGCCAGGAGAGCAGAUAAUCGGAAAUCCUGGAACAGCUGAAAUGAGACUGGGACAGGGGUACCUCCAGCAUCUUUACAAGUCUAGUCGCAAUCUAACUUUGAGCUCUCGUACUACAUGUGUGCCACUGAGGAAUAGAAGUCAGACCAACAUUCUGCAAUGGUUUGUGAUUAUGAAUUGGAUGUACUAUUGGGAAUUCCAUGCACACCUGGAAUGUCCAGUUGAUCGCUGCCUCUACCCUACUCUAGAAAAGCUGCUCAGGAGCCACAACAGGGAACUCUGUUCUGUUUGUUUUUAGCCAAUGUGGGAUCGGCAGGCUUUAAAAUGCUUUAUUAAAUCGUGAAGCUCAGGGAUUGGUCUGCAGGUAAUGCUGGUAAUAAAGGUGUGCUUUAAUAGGGGAUGGGGGGUGGAGGGUGCUUAUUGUAUACUAAUGUGAAAAGUGCUGGCGGAGUGGUUGUGAGUAGUUCCUGUCGUGAGUGUCCAUAUCAUCAACCAAAAUAGCUGAUUGAACUAUUCAAUAAAAUCUUCAGCUCUCGAUACAGAAUGGUUGAUGCUAUUAGGACCAAGUUUCCAAUGUAUUCACUGUGAUUUGCAUACCAGUGGUACACUACAAAAAAAUGUGCUGGUAGAUAUAAACUACUGCAGAGACUACACUUAAUUAAGAAUCACGUGUUAAAAUAGAUUUUGUUUGAUCGUUUGAUUUUUUUCUAUACCACAAAGUAGGUGGAAGGCUUUUGUAUGAAUUAACAAUUCCUGAUAUCACAUUGCUACACCGGAUUCCGAAAAACCUUCUGCCUUGCCUUCCCAAAGCAUAGUGCCCACAUUUUAAAAUGUAAUGUGGCAGUUGAUUGUUUUAAAUAUUAUUUUAAUGAUGUGUACAUGUUAAAUGUCAUAGUGUUUUUAAAGUGUCCUGCAUACAAAUCUGCAUUCCAUUUCUUUGAUUUUUAAAAUACACUAUUUUGUGUAUAGUACAGUGGUUUCUGAGAGCAAUCCCUAAAUAUAUAAAGUAUUACACUCAUAUUUAUCAGGUCACCUUAGUGGCUAUCUCAGUAUCAUGCUAAAGACAAAACAAAACCUAAUAUAUUUUCAAAGCUUUUUCAAGAAGUCACAAACUACAACUACAACUGUAAUUAACUGUAAAUGGAAAAUGUGUAUGUGUCAGCUACAAGAGAAAUGUACUAUACACGCUUUCAGGUUUGAGUGAUUGUGACUCGUUUUCAAGUGCCUCGACAAUCUGGGCCCGCAGAGCUGGAACCAACUGUUUAAUUGGUAUAGCAGGUAGUGAGUGACACCAGGAGCUCAUUGCAAGGAGGUAUUGUAUAUAGACUGUCUCAAGGUGCUGACCUUGGUGAUUGGGAGACUGGGAGACUGUCCUCACUGAGAAAAUGGGUAAACUAGACACCUAAGCACAUAUAUAUUAAUAAAUGUGCCCACAUGCAAAGAUCCCCAUUUUUGCACACACACAGAUUUGUACGUGAACAUGCAUGCGCACAAAUGCACAUGUAGAUGGAAAUUUGCACAGAUAAAAUCACUUCCCCAUUUAAUUAUUUACAAGGUUAUUUUUGGAUUUAAACUUUACAAGUGAUAUCAUCCAAUCUUAAUCGCCUGCACACCCAUAACACACACUUGCAUGCAUAUAUAUAUAUAUAUAUAUAUAUAUAUAUAUAUAUAUAUAUAUAUAUAUAUAUAUAUAUAAUAUGCACUUUACAUGCUUUUACAUACACCUACUCUCAAAUUCACACGUAGAAGCAUUGUGCUACAUUAUUGGUGAGGACUAUUAAGAAUAGAUGUUUAAAUUAUUAUACAUACAAUUGUACAAUCCUCCACUAACAAAUGCACUAAAACAAAACAACAAACACAUAUAUGCAGUUAAAUUAAAAUAAAGUGUGUGAUUGGUUUGGGUGGGCAGGAUUGAGCCUGCCUGUAUAAUACCUUCUUGUGGAGUGUAGGCCUGCUGUAUACAAUCAGUUGUAUUUAAUACUUGUGGCCCAGAAUAUGCAGAUGCAGCCUGGCCUGUAUUAACAAAUAUUGCACUUCCAUUCAAAAAGUAGAUUUCAGUUGUUCAAUACUACUGUAUACCUAAUGUGAAGUAAAGAGCUUGACCUCUGUUUAGGUGCAAUCAGACCUACUGCUUUUAACAUUAAGCCCUAUAUGGCCUUAGAUGGUUUUGAGCAGUGGAGUUAAUUUUGAUCAAUCUUUUCUAUUUUAUAUAGACCAAGUUUUGUUGUGGGUUUUUUGGGGUGUUUUUUGUUUUGUUUUUUUGUGACUUGACAAUAUAGCUAGACAUACUGGCACCCUACACUUUAUAAGAACAUAUGUUAACUACAAGCAUUUAGUGAACAUUAGCCACUAAUUAACAUUGCAAAGACCCAACAUACACACUUGCUGGUAGUUAACAAACAAUCUUAUAAUAUAUAUAUAUUUUUUAAAGCGCUUAAGCCAUUUCAAAUAUUUGUUCAUGACAAAAGUAUUGACACCCCUGCUUUAGUAUUUUGUCAGUCCUCCUUUUGCUUUUAUUACGACUUUCAGAUGUUUAUGAUAAUUCUCCACCAGUAUGUUACAUCUUGUUGGUGAAAUCUGUGCCCAUUAUGUCUUGCAUAUUUCCUUCAGCUCAGACAGAUUGGAUACACAAUGCUUAGCUACAUCUUUUUUCAGAUCGGUCCAAAGCAUUUCUAUUGGAUUGCGAUCUGGUGAUUGAUGGCCAUUCCAGAACGUUUAUCUUUUGUUUUCUUCAAGAAUUCAAUAGUUGACUUAGCCGUAUGCUUUGGGGUUGUUGUCGUUUUGGGAGAUAAACUGUCUGCCAAUCAGCCUACAGGCUGCAUUAAUUCAAUCUUCAAUCACAUGAUUGUCUCCAGUCCCAGAACUGCUAAAAACACCCCCAUAUGAUCAAACCACCUCCAUGUUUUACGUAGGUACAAGGUUUUCUUCAUUUGAAGGCUUUCCCCAUUUUUCUCCAAACAUACUAUGGUCCAUUUUUGGUGGAAAAAUGUAUAUAUUAGACUCCUCAGACCAGAUAAUUCUGUUGAAUGCUUUAGAUUCCUGUUCAUAUAGACCUGCAGUGAGGUCUAUUUGUAUAUAACUGUUCUGUGUCUUUGUACAGUUCUUUCGUGCACUAUUAUGCCUGAUGUUUCUAAAUCUUUCUUUAAGUCCUUGGUUUCUAAUCUUGUUUUGUUUUUUUAGCUGCUUGGAUGAUUCUCCUACCUGCUGUACCUGUCAUUUUCUAUGGAUGUUUACUUCUUUCAAGCGUUUCAGCAGAAUUUGUUCUGUGGUACUUAUUGAUUAUUGCCUGGAUUUGUGGAUUUUGUUGUUCCAUAUUUCUUUUAUACUGUUCUGUAGCCAUUUCAUUUGUUGUAGUUUGCUAGGAGUGCUUUUCUCAAACGUGAAUCCAACUUCUUUGUCUUGACCUAUCAUCUGCUGAGUUGCCAAAAUGAUCAUCUUCAACAGAUUUUGGAAAUAAUUACCUAUUUUUCUGGUUAUUGACUUUACAAUGUGGCCUAGUUACUGUGUAAUGUUUUUUAAUCAAUAAAUAUAUUUAGUAAUUAGUUAUAUACAUUUUUACAGACUUUUAAUGUAAAGGUGCCAUUACUUUUGUCAUGAACAAAUAUUUGAAAUUGCUAAGUAUUUUUUUUUUUUUUUUUUUAUAAAGAUUGUUUGUUAAACUCAUAUUGUGUAUUUUUGUCUUUGUUAUAUUAAUUGGUGGCUAAUGUUCAAUAAAUGUUUGUAUUUAACAUGUUUUCUUGAAUUAUCUUACAGUAUAUUAAGUGUAGGGUGCCAAUACUUUUGUCUGGGACCUGUCAUCGUCUACUGCAGAACUGCCCACUCAAUUUGAAGUCAGGGUCUGCACCAGGCAAUGAAAGCUUUGCGAGAUGUUUUACCAGCUUUUAUAUACCAGCUUCUAAAUUCUGCUUGUGUGCCUGAUUGUCUUAGCUUUGUUUCAUUUUAUGAUAGGUGUGUAGGUUUGUACAUGUCUAUACGCAACAUAUCUAUACACAUAUAAAUAUAAAUGCACAAUUGCUAGAAUGAUUUAAAUCUUAACUGUUGUAAUUGUGUUAAAAUCCAAAGAAACUUGUGUAAGAAUGUAAAUUUAAAAUGAAUCUUGCUUUAUACUGUAAAAAAAAAAAAAACAUAUAUAAUUAAAACAUUAAGAUUUUUUUUAUGGUGAAA